Durio zibethinus is the source of this 4001-nucleotide messenger RNA. NCBI's taxonomy places the organism in Eukaryota, Viridiplantae, Streptophyta, Magnoliopsida, Malvales, Malvaceae. The record is from RefSeq and is a predicted model, not a curated record.
UUAGCACUAGAUCGGAAGAUAAAUGUUCAAUUUAUUUCGUUUCUACAUGUUCUGGUCCUUGUUUCUUGGCAUGAACUGAAAGGUAUUUUGGUGGGGAUUUUCGCAUGCUCCGCUGGACCAUACUUGGGAUAAAAAAAGCAAUUAUUUCUCCUAUUCAUCAUCCACAAUUGCUAAAAGAGUACUUUGCACGAAUGUGAACGGUCCAAAAAAAAAAUGCUUUGAUAUAUUCCAGAAAAACCAUCAAUUUCCAGGGCCAAAUCCAGUGUCUCCCACUUCUCAAAACUCUAAAUGAAAGCUCCUGCGAUCCAGUUCUUCAAACGCUGUCUCUCUUCUUCAACGCUUUACCAUUAUAUAUUCCAAUGUGUUAGAUUUUCUCUCUUUAUCUGUUGAAGAACCAAAAAUAAUCUUUUUAAGCCACCUUCCAUGGAUACCCAAAGGCUUCACCUUUUCUCUCUAACUCUCCUUUCACUCCUUUAUAUCUCUACAUCUUUCCUACCCACAAACAACUUCCUCCUCAACUGUGGAUCAAGGGGCAACACUUCAUUCUAUAACCGCAUUUUUAUAGCUGAUUCAGCCAAACGUUCGGUUUCCCUCUCGGCAGAGCGAUCCGUUUCACUCACGGACCGAAACCCAUCUCCAAAUUCACCCAUUUUAUACCAAACGGCUCGCGUUUUCACCACUGACUCAAGCUAUAAGUUCAACAUCAAGAAAAACGGGACAGGGACUCACUUGGUACGUCUCCAUUUCUCCCCAUUUCAAGCUCAAAAUUUUAACUUAGCAUCUUCCAGAUUCAAUGUUGUGGCUGAUGGCUUCUUGUUACUGAGUGGUUUUAAUGCUUACAAUUUGCUGCUUAAAGAGUACAUAUUGAAAAUAGAUGGUGAAGUUCUUGAAAUUAAGUUUAGUCCUGUAGGUGAUUCUGGUUUUGCAUUUGUAAAUGCAAUUGAGGUAUUUUCAGUUCCUAAAGACUAUAUUAUUGAUGAUGGGGCUAAGUUGGUUAGUGGUGACGGAAUUGAAGAGUACAAGAACUUAACAUCGCGGGUUUUAGAGACUAUUCAUAGGAUUAAUGUUGGUGGUUUAAAGCUAACUCCUUUUAAUGACACUUUAUGGAGAACUUGGAUCCCUGAUGAUGGCUUUCUUGUGUUUAAACCUGCUGCAAAACGAGCAGUUGCCACUCAUGUACCAAAUUAUCAGAAUGGGGGUGCAACCCGUGAAAUUGCCCCGGACAGUGUUUAUAUGACUGCACAGCAGAUGAACAGGGAUAAUUUGACAUUGAAUGGUUGGUUCAAUAUCACUUGGGACUUUCCAGUAGGUUCACUUGGUGCUCCACACUUAGUUAGGUUGCAUUUUUGUGAUAUUGUCAGUCCUGCACUUAAUCUGUUGUACUUCAAUGUGUAUAUCAAUGAUUACUCCGCUUAUCGGGAUUUGGAUUUGUCGAUGCUUACAUAUCAUGCUCUUUCGUCACCGGUCUACUUAGAUUUUGUUGCACAUUCGGAUGAUUCAGGGGUUGUACGUGUAAGUGUUGGACCUUCAGAUUUGAGCACUCCUUCAAAAAUUAAUGCCAUUCUAAAUGGGGUAGAGAUCAUGAGGUUGGUAAAUCUUAAAGGUUUGCAUGCUGGGUCUAAGAGGAAAAACGUUUGGAUUUUGGUGGGUUUUAUUUUUGGAGGCUUUCUUAUCUUUUGUUUGGCUGCAGCUUCAGUUCUGCUUGCAUUUAAGUGCAAGAAGAAGAAACCAAAACCACCCAGACGUGUAGAAAGUGCUGGUUGGACACCGCUAUGUGUUUAUGGGGCCAGUUCAUAUAGUAGAAUGUCUGAAGGGACUGUUACCACAUCUCAAGGUCCUAAUGGUUAUCACAGCUUGAGAAUCCCUUUUGUUGACAUUCAAACAGCAACUAACAAUUUUGACAAGAGUUUAAUUAUUGGAAUGGGUGGAUUUGGUAUGGUUUACAAAGGGGUCCUUAAAGACAAUACUAAGGUUGCUGUAAAGAGAGGUGUCCGUGGAUCAAGGCAGGGUCUUCCAGAAUUCCAGACUGAAAUAAGUGUUUUGUCGAAGAUUCGUCACCUGCAUCUUGUUUCACUUGUUGGGUAUUGUGAAGAACAGUCAGAAAUGAUACUAGUCUAUGAGUAUAUGGAAAAAGGGCCAUUGAAGAAUCAUUUAUAUGGUUCAAAAUAUCCUCCUUUGUCUUGGAAGCAAAGGCUUGAAAUAUGCAUUGGCUCAGCUAGAGGUCUUCACUACCUUCAUACUGGUUCAGCACAAGGUAUCAUUCAUCGCGACAUUAAAUCUACUAAUAUAUUGCUUGAUGAAAAUUAUGUGGCCAAGGUUGCUGACUUUGGUCUCUCAAGAUCUGGCCCAUGUCUCAAUGAAACCCAUGUAAGCACUGGGGUAAAGGGUAGCUUUGGGUAUCUUGAUCCUGAGUAUUUUCGGAGACAGCAACUUACUGAUAAAUCAGAUGUUUAUUCAUUUGGGGUUGUGCUUUUUGAGGUACUUUGCGCUAGGCCCGCUGUUGAUCCAUUGCUUGCUAGGGAGCAGGUGAACUUAGCAGAAUGGGCAAUGCAGUGGCAGAAAAAAGGAAUGCUUAGGAAAAUUAUUGAUCCCCACCUUGUGGGACAAAUAAAACCUAGCUGUUUGAAGAAAUAUGGAGAAACAGCUGAGAAAUGUUUGGCUGAUUACGGUGUUGAUAGGCCAACCAUGGGUGAUGUCUUAUGGAAUUUGGAGUAUGCACUUCAGCUUCAAGAAUCAGGGCCAGAAGAACCACGUGAAGGCAGCAACAUGAAUGGAAUGGAUUGUCCAACAUCCAGUGUUACUCCAUUUAGCAAUGCUAGGACAGAGAGAGAUGAUGGUACUGGUUGUUCAGACUUAACAACAAGCGAUGUUUUUUCGCAAUUGAUGACGAAUGAAGGCAGAUAAUUUAAACAGUCAAUGCUGCAUAGAUACAAUCAAGAUAAGGUAAAAUAAAUGGGAAAUUCCAACAUGAAUUGGGUGGCAGACAGUGGCUCUGCUGAAAAACUUGGUGGAGAGGAGAUUCACUGUGAAAGGCUCUGAUCGAGUAUAAACAAAAGUCUCAAUCUCUAGCACUGUGUUGUACAGAGGAGGUAAUGAAGUGCAGAGGGGGCAAAUGCUGAUGCCUAAUGGCCAAUGGGCCCUAGUCAAACUGUACCUACAUUCUUUGUAGGAAGUGCACUCUGGGUGGGAGCAGGAAGAAGGUUGGCCGCCCGUCAGCCUUACCCACUCCCACUUUGAGUAUUCAUCGUUAUGAAUAUCAUUCAUUUUAAUCUACUUUUCCACUUUUAGUUUAAUAAACAAAAAAACAUUUCUGUAGCUUUUGACCCACAAAUGCACACUCAUUGCAUUUACCCUUUAUUCUGGAUCCAUAAUUAUUGUUUAAGAAUAACUUAUUAUUAUGUUAAGAAAUAUUUUGCAUUAUUUUAAUCAAAUUAAAAAUAAUAUAUGGAUUAUUUUUAUAAAUUAACAUUUUUUAUAUUUUUGGCCUAAAAUCUACACUACCAUUCACUUUGGAGGCAAAAUCAACAAAAUGUAGUGAAAUUCAUUUUUUUUUUUUCUAAAGGUUAAAAAAUUCUUUUAAAAUAUUUGGUUUUAAUUUUUUCACAAAACUGCUGAAAGAGAGUUAGAGAGAGGCGGGGCUAUUACUUCAGAGUUCAAAAACGAGGACCGAGGAGGGCAAAGGGAUAAUUUCAUAAGAAGACGUCCGUGUCUGGGAGAGGGGCAUCCAAUCCAACUCAGUGCCCGACCGUCGUAAAAAAUUGGAAUAGACAUGACUAACUAUCUACCCCAGCCUCCUCCUUUCCGUAAUUUUUAUCAACUUCCAAGGGCCAUUUCAAAAUUCCCGUCAUUGACCCUAGAAUGUCUUUCUUCUUGCUUAGUAACGGAAACGCCGGGCGAUAAUUGCUUUUCAAACAUUAAAAUGAAACUCUCUUUCUCUCUCUAAUCGAAUCUUGAGACUCCCCCUCCCCCAAAAAAAAAAAAACCCCCACUUUUAUCUAAAA